Molecule: messenger RNA, 917 nt
Organism: Dermacentor albipictus
Lineage: Eukaryota; Metazoa; Arthropoda; Arachnida; Ixodida; Ixodidae
Product: cuticle protein 16.8-like
Cellular component (GO): chitin-based extracellular matrix
Molecular function (GO): structural constituent of chitin-based larval cuticle
Source: RefSeq, a predicted model, not a curated record
AGUCGCCUUCCUUUCUGCGCUGCCUUGUAGAUUGUUACUCUGCAGACUGCUUGCGGGACCUUUGCCACCGCCGCAAUGUUCCUAAAGGUGCAAGUGUUGUUCGUCUGCGUCGUCUUUGAAGCCUACGCCUUAGACCCCCACCAGCCGCACCAGGCUGGUUACACGGGUGUAGGCUUUAUAGGCUAUGCUACUCCAUCGGCGCCCUACGGAAGAUACAACGCCUAUACCUCUCCGCCUCAGCCGUACAGCUUCGGCUACGACAACGUGGACGAGUAUGGCAACCGGCAGUUCCGGAGCGAGCAAGGUGAUUCCAACAACGCCAAGACCGGCUCCUACGGUUAUCGAGACGCGAACGGUCUCUACAGGCGUGUGAACUACGUGGCCGAUGCGAACGGCUUCCGUGCCACCGUGGACACCAACGAGCCAGGCAGCGCACCUGGUGUCAGCGCCGACGCGGUCUUCAGCGCUGCGCCAGUCGUCCCUCCGAUUCCUUCAGGAGUUGCACAGAUUGGUGCACCCACAGCGUCUGCUGCUAGAGCGGCAGCGCCUUACAACGCUGGUGGCUACAGUGGGUACGGCAGAUACGGUUACAACCCGUACGUAGGCGCUUCUGGAGCUCAUGACAACACCCCGUACGGAGGUCAGGGUUAUGUGGCCAGCCGUCCAGCACUUGGCGGAUACACUUACGGCGGCAGUGUUCCUGAUGGCUACGGGGCUGUCGGAUAUGCAGCGGGUUACGCUCCGGGUUUCUACGGUGCCCCAGCUGGAUACGGAAGUUGGCCUUCUGCUCAUCAUGGAUACCGCCGUCGGUAAUGAAAUUUGUUGCAGUGCGUACAAGCUCGACUUCUACUAUCGUUAAGUGCGUAUCAUGCGGGUUGAUACAGUUGAAGGAAAAAGCGAAUAAAAAUGUUAUGUGA